CUCCAUCCCCCUUACUAUUUCUUUAACAAAUUCGACGGCGAUCCGCUUAUCGCAGGUAACCCGGAGCCAAGCGAAGGAACGGCAUAAAACCUGGAAAGGCGACGCCUUUGGGCUUCGGCUUCGAUUCCGAGAGAAAGAGAGAGGGGGAAGAGGAGAGAAGGGAAGAGGGUAGGAAAAGGGGCGCGGGGGGCGAGAGAUCUCGCUCUUUCUCUCUCUCUCUCUUAGAGCAAUGGAGGUGGACAGCAUCGACUGCAUGUCAUCGUCGGAUGUGAUGGAUGAGGAGGCGGUCACCCUGCUUCACCACCACCCGUCCUCGAAGCCCCACGGCGGCGGCGCCGCCGUUCCGCCAGGGAUUUCUCCCGCCGCCACCAGCGUCCACGAGCUUCUCGAGUGCCCGGUCUGCACCAAUUCCAUGUACCCCCCGAUCCACCAGUGCCGGAACGGGCAUACACUGUGUUCAGCAUGUAAAACAAGGGUACACAACCGCUGCCCUACUUGCAGGCAGGAGCUUGGAGAUAUCAGGUGUCUAGCUUUGGAGAAGGUGGCUGAAUCACUUGAGCUCCCCUGCAAGUAUAGCUCACUAGGGUGUCCAGAAAUCUUUCCCUACUACAGCAAGCUCAAGCAUGAAGCUCAGUGCAACUUCAGACCAUACAACUGCCCAUAUGCAGGGUCUGAAUGCUCUGUGGUUGGGGACAUUCCUUUCUUGGUCACACAUUUAAGGGAUGACCAUAAAGUAGACAUGCACAGUGGAUGCACAUUCAACCAUCGGUAUGUGAAGUCCAAUCCACGAGAGGUUGAAAAUGCUACCUGGAUGCUGACUGUCUUCCACUGUUUCGGGCAGUACUUCUGCUUGCACUUUGAGGCAUUCCAGCUAGGAAUGGCCCCUGUGUACAUGGCAUUUCUGCGCUUCAUGGGCGAUGAGAAUGAAGCAAGAAAUUUCAGCUACAGCCUUGAGGUUGGGGCCAAUGGCAGAAAGCUGAUAUGGGAAGGCACACCCCGGAGCAUCCGCGACAGCCACCGCAAAGUGCGGGACAGCCAUGAUGGCCUCAUAAUCCAGAGAAACAUGGCACUCUUCUUCUCCGGGGGAGAGAGGAAAGAGCUGAAGCUGCGGGUUACAGGUCGAAUAUGGAAGGAGCAACAAAACCCUGAGUCUGGAGUGUGCAUACCCAAUCUCUGUAACUGAAAGAAGUAUAGCUGUAAAAUUUGCAUCUCUCAAAUCCACAAUGUGUGACUGUUAUCGUUGUGAAUCUGUGAAAUUGGCAUCUCCCAAAUCCACCUUCUGUCGCUGCUAUCAUCGUUACUUGUUGACAGCACUGUUUGCCAUUUUAUAUUUAAGUCAAGGAUGGAGGGAGAGAUGAUGUGAAUUCUUUAAUAACAGGAUUUAAGUUGUGAAUUGUCUAAUAAAUAUUAAGGCCUUGUC
Molecule: messenger RNA, 1420 nt
Organism: Phoenix dactylifera (date palm)
Lineage: Eukaryota; Viridiplantae; Streptophyta; Magnoliopsida; Arecales; Arecaceae
Product: E3 ubiquitin-protein ligase SINAT3-like
Biological process (GO): ubiquitin-dependent protein catabolic process; multicellular organism development
Cellular component (GO): cytoplasm
Molecular function (GO): zinc ion binding; protein binding; ubiquitin protein ligase activity
Source: RefSeq, a predicted model, not a curated record